AUGAGUUCAGAGCAGCAAUCAAGUGGAUCAGAGAAGUUUAAUCAAUUCAUUGAGAUGAACAAGGUACUCCUUAACUGCUAUUCUAAAACUCUUCCAGUUCAAUACGCUUUGAUGGAAGCACUCGACCAGAAAGACUUCUGCUACAGAGAAAGAAUCCAAAUAGAAGAGUACCUUAUGAGAGGCAAGAUCGCUCCAAGAGAUUUCUUUGCAGCAGCUAGAGAGCAACUAUGA
Messenger RNA from Stylonychia lemnae, 231 nucleotides. Lineage: Eukaryota; Ciliophora; Spirotrichea; Sporadotrichida; Oxytrichidae. The record is from the annotation of a GenBank genome assembly.